CCCACAAGGGUGUGUCCGGUGGCCACCAUUAUUUUUGGGUAUUAAAAUCUUAGACACUCAAAUACAGCGAUAUUACAUGUGUGUAGCAGAACGGCAAUUGACUGCAGCUUUUACGCGUCGCCAAGUGCAUGACCUGGCAUGUCUGCCACGGACUGGUACGCGCAUAAAUCCCUCGGAGAAGGACUAUAUUGGAUCCAGGAGAAGUUUUUCGAAUCGUCAAACAGAGCUAAUAUUUGGCUCCUCCGAGGAUCUCACCAAGACGUAGUGAUAGACACAGGCUUGGGUUUGAGGAGCUUACCUGACUACAUUAACUCCAAAGGUCUGCUUGGAGACGACCCGCAGCGAAAGAACCCCCUUUUGGCUAUCGCCACCCACGCCCACUUCGACCACUCAGGUGGUCUGCAUCAGUUCCAACAGGUCGGGGUCCACAGUGCAGAGGUCGAUGCGCUGGCUAACGGAGACAACUUCGAGACGGUCACCUGGCUGUCGGAUAGAGAGAUAGUCCAGGCUCCCUGGCCGGGAUGGAGGGCCAGGCAAUACAGAGUCAAAGCUGUACAACCAACACAUAUACUACAAGAAGGUGAUGUCAUCAACCUGGGUGACAGGCAGCUGACGGUGCUGCACAUGCCCGGCCACUCCCGGGGCAGCAUCUGCUUGCACGAUGGCGACAACAAGAUGCUGUUCAGCGGGGACGUAGUCUACGACGGAGCCAUGAUCGACUGGCUGCCCACUAGCCAGGUCAGCGACUACAUCAGCAGCUGUGAGCGCCUGGUGGGGCUGGUGGACAGCGAGCAGGUGGACCAGGUAAUGCCGGGACACUAUCACACAUUUGGCGCGAAGCAGCUCCACCGCAUUGCCUCGGGGUACAUCGAUAAAGCUGGCACCUGCCCGGCACGCUUCUCCACGUUCGCCUGGAGGACCUUGGCUGGAUUGGCGUUACGGGCCUCCAACACACGGGGCAUCUGCUAGCCAAGAGACAGGCUAGCAUUUAGAGUCGCACAGGUAGACUGGGGAUAUGCGGGAGAUAAUUUACCCCCUCAAUGAUCAGGAAUUCUUUGUACUGUCAAUCAGAAACUGCUGUGAUCCAAUGUAUGUUAUUUUACAUCAUUAAUUAAAAUGCCCCCACGCUUUACAUCAGGCUGAUUGACAGAAAAUCAAGAUUCCCAUCAUUAUGGGAUGCAUUCAAGACUGGAAAAUGAAUAUAUACACUGCUCAAAAAAAUAAAGGGAACACUAAAAUAACACAUCCUAGAUCUGAAUGAAUGAAA
Messenger RNA from Oncorhynchus mykiss (rainbow trout), 1267 nucleotides. It is a transcript of the gene mblac2, whose product is annotated as metallo-beta-lactamase domain containing 2. NCBI's taxonomy places the organism in Eukaryota, Metazoa, Chordata, Actinopteri, Salmoniformes, Salmonidae. The record is from RefSeq and is a predicted model, not a curated record.